Messenger RNA from Frieseomelitta varia, 1370 nucleotides. Its product is annotated as cyclin-dependent kinase inhibitor 1B-like. NCBI's taxonomy places the organism in Eukaryota, Metazoa, Arthropoda, Insecta, Hymenoptera, Apidae. Gene Ontology annotation, cellular component: nucleus. Gene Ontology annotation, molecular function: cyclin-dependent protein serine/threonine kinase inhibitor activity. The record is from RefSeq and is a predicted model, not a curated record. Gene Ontology annotation, biological process: regulation of cell cycle. The transcript has 6 exons. Bases 705 to 1064 code for a protein of 119 amino acids.
CUUUCUGCCAGUUGCAGUCUAUGUCUUGUACCAGCAGCACCGUCUCCGUUCCUCGCGUGCAAUUAUAAUCGUCCUCUAUCGUGUGUUUAACGCCAGUGAUAUUUUACAUAAAAGUUGACAGACACAAAAUGGAUGCGAACCAGAGUGACUCCGGACAUCAAGAACAACCCAGUUAUUAUCGACAUUGAACGAUCGAGUACAACGACAGAGAGAUACAAUUGUACCUAGAUGCGACGUAAUCAGCUAAAUGAUUGCCAUUUUGCCAUUUUUCAAGAGAACUACUAGGCUGUGACCUAUGGUUCCUUGGAAAAGUAGAAAAGUCACUUUCGUGGUAUAGAAUUCGUCUACGAUAGCCACGGACUGUAAACUUUUCUCUCCACGUACAUACGUAACAUUGAAAGUGUCAAAUAUCGAUAUCCGUGCGAAUGCGCACUGACAGUAUCUCCCGUUGGCUAUGUGCGCGCGCACUAAAAUACCCCCUUGUGCCUUAGUACCAGUCCACACCCCCGAUGAAAACGAUGAGAUUAUCGAUCGUGUUGGUAUCCAACUUUUCGCUGACAGUUAACCGUGGAGACAGAUUUCUGGGAUACGCAAACGCGUUGUCACAGGAUGAGACGAGACUGAACUGUGUAAUCUGUGAUCUGUGAUAAAAGAAAUUUGCAAUAAAUCUACGACGAUUUUCUUCCCUGUGACAAGCUCGUCUCAUGAUGCAAAAUCCAAAUAUCGAUAUACAAGAGGGAAGAAGACUUCGUAACGCGCGUAGAAGACUGUUUGAAGAUGACGACGACGAUGAGACGGUACGAAAUUCUGGAGUCGAAGACAAUAUUGCGAAUUGUAUUUUCGAAGAAGCUAGGAAAAAUCGGGAAAAUGCUAAACAAAGAUGGAAUUUUGAUUUCGAAAAGGAGCAACCUUUACCCGGUCGUUACGAAUGGGUGAAAUUAGACGAACAUGGAAAUGAAGUAUAUAAUCCGCUGGAGACAAAAGAUAGAGUAGAAAAUUUACAAACGAUGCAGGAAGACAAUGACGUUACGAUGGAAGAUCAUACAGGUGGAACCGGAGAAUAAAACCUAUGAAAGUGACUAAAUUGCAGUCAGUAAAAUUGAGAUAGAAAUUACGAUAUAAUUGGUCAAAAAAUAUGUAUAUUGACUUCUAGUCAGAAUAGACACGCUCUAGUGUCUACAAGGCUAGUAAACCAAAGUUAAUUUUUUUAUUUAAUUUGUUAAAAAUUCUUCAUUCGUAAUGAUAUUUGUUAUUGUAUUAGUUAACCGCGAUUAUUUAACAUUGUUAUAUACGUAAUUAGCGAAGAAAUGAUAUUAGAAUGUGAAUUUUAUACUUUGUAUAGAUAUGCGAAAUAAUAUAUUCUAUUUAUA